Messenger RNA from Lepisosteus oculatus (spotted gar), 4507 nucleotides. Lineage: Eukaryota; Metazoa; Chordata; Actinopteri; Semionotiformes; Lepisosteidae. The record is from RefSeq and is a predicted model, not a curated record.
GUAUACAUAUGCUCUCUUCAUGUGUACAGGCUCUGCAAGUAAGCCAAGAGCGCCUUCAGAAAACUUUGUUUCACCAGUUUUGAGAAAAGGUGGUGAUUAAAGGAGCUAUGCCCAUAAUUGGAGCCCGGAGACGUUAAGGAAGGGAUGGGCGAGGUCACCUGUACACGUCACUGCAUGUUCGAAACUACCUAGGACCGAGAGUUUCGCAGUUGCAGCCUCUGUUUUGAAGGAAGCACACCUUUCCACAAGGUUGAAAGACUCUUAAGGAUUUAUAAUCAACAGAUUUGGGCUGCAAAUAAGGGAUUCUAUACAACCUUUCAAACUGAUGGGGAGUGUCAGGAGUUUACAGCUGGGAGUAAUCCUUCUCUUGGUCCAGGUUUUGGCUUCAGGAUCUUGUGACGAGCCUGUGCCAUGCCAGCCUGGCUUCAGUUCCGACAGCUUUGUCUUCAAAGUAAAUCGGGAACAUUUGCCGAGGGGCCGGAUAUUGGGGAGAGUGAUUUUUGAUGACUGCUCAGGACGUAAAAGAGCACUUUAUAUGUCGGAUGAUUCCCGAUUUCAAGUGGACACAGAUGGAACUAUAAAGGUGAAGAGAGCUGUGAAUCUGCAUAAUGGACACAAGCGUUUUUCAGUCCAUGCCUGGGAUUCUAGUGGGAAAAAACUGACCACAAGAGUCACAGUGGAAAAUGAGAUAAGAAGCCAUCACCACCACCAUGAGGAUAGUGUCACUCCUGGACAGCCUGAAUCCUCUCCAGACGUCCCAGUCCUGGUGUUUCCACAGUCCUCCACUGGAGAGCGGAAGAGACAGAAGAGAGACUGGGUCAUUCCACCCAUCGCUGUUUCUGAAAACAACAGAGGCACUUUCCCACAAACUCUGGUUAAGCCUAUGGAAAUCAUUAUUAAUGUUAUUGAUCAGAAUGAUAACAGUCCUGAAUUUACCAAAGACACCUUUCUGGGCAAUGCCACAGAAGCAUCUCCACCAGGUACUGCUUUCAUGACCGUAACUGCAACAGACAAAGAUGAUCCUAAUACAGAUAAUGGGAUUAUCAAGUACAGCAUCAUAAGCCAAGAACCUAAGGAGCCAAAUCCCAACAUGUUUAUGAUCAACCCAGUGAGUGGAGUGAUAAGUGUUGCUUCGCCUGGACUGGACAGAGAGCAAAACCCUGAAUAUACACUGCUGAUUGGAGCUUCUGAUAUGGAUGGGGCAGGUCGGCUGACCACUGCCACUGCAGUCAUCACUGUAACAGACAGUAAUGACAACGCUCCACAGUUCACACAGGUUUCGUAUACUGUUACUGUGCCUGAAAACAAAGUAGACUUUGAGGUGGUGAAACUACCAGUGACCGAUAUGGAUGAACCACACACACCAGCCUGGAACACCAGGUAUACAAUCGUCAAAGGGAAUGAAGGAGGGUUCUUCAAUGUCAGCACUGGGCCUGGCAAGAUGGAGGGCAUUGUUAGAACUGCAAAGGGUCUUGAUUUUGAGAAGAACAGCAAGUACACUUUAUUGAUUACAGUAGAAAAUGAAGUGCCCUUUGCCACUCGACUGCCAACAGCCACUGCUACUGUUGUUGUAAAUGUGGAGGAUGUUAAUGAGGCCCCGAUCUUUGAUCCACCUCAAAAAACAAUCCGCCGGUCAGAGGACCUUGAAGUAGGAGCUGUACUGGACGUAUAUAAAGCUACAGAUCCAGACACUGCAAGAAAGCAGACUGUAGGGUAUCGAAUAGGAAGUGAUCCUGCAGGGUGGCUAAGUGUUGCCAAAGAUACAGGGCUUAUCAAAGUGAGGAACACUAUGGACAGAGAGUCUCCUUAUGUCAAAGAUGGGAUGUAUAAAGCUCUCAUUCUGGCAUUUGAUGAUGAUCAAGUUCCUGCAACUGGCACUGGGACACUUCUUAUAGAGCUCCAGGAUGUUAAUGACAAUGCUCCAACAAUUGAAGAGAGAGAGAUCACCAUCUGUAAUGAAGAAUCUAGUCCUGUACUGCUGUCCGUUACGGACAAAGAUAGUCCUGAAAAUGCUGAUCCGUUCAGUGUGGUUCUCCAAGGGAACUCCAAGAAUAAUUGGACUGCUACAAUGGAUGAGAAAAAAACUAGUGUUGUGUUGGAGCUUAAAACAAAGCUGGAGCAGGGUGACUACAAUGUUGUCCUGAGGAUCUUCGAUGCUGCAAAAAACUUCCAGGAUAGUACUCUUCUAGCAAAAGUCUGUAACUGUAAAGGACCAGACCCAGAAUGCAUGCCUGUUCGUGAUGCACUGGUUUCCCUGCCUGGAAUACUUGGUGUUUUGGGAGCCAUUCUGGGACUGCUACUUCUGAUUCUGUUGCUGCUGAUGUUCCUCAGAAGAAGGACCAGGGUAAAAAAAGAGCCUCUGAUUCCAGAGGAUGACAUUCGUGACAAUGUCUUCUAUUACGAUGAAGAAGGUGGUGGAGAGGAAGAUCAGGAAUAUGACUUGAGCCAGCUGCACAGAGGUCUGGAUAAUCGUCCUGAAGUCUUCCGUAAUGACGUGGUUCCAACAUUUACUGGCCUACCUGCUCCUCAAUACAGACCCCGGCCUGCUAACCCUGAGGAAAUUGGAAACUUUAUUGAGGAUAACUUGAAGGCCGCGGACAGUGACCCUACUGCUCCCCCCUACGACUCCCUCUUGGUGUUUGAUUAUGAAGGAGGCGGUUCAGAAGCUGGCUCACUCAGCUCCCUCAACUCUUCCAGCUCAGGGGGCGACCAGGACUAUGACUGCCUCGGUGAAUGGGGCCCACGCUUCAAGAAACUGGCCGAUAUGUAUGGUGGUGGGGAAGACUGAAGACCAUUUUGCCAGUUAGCCCCAAUUUGUAAACUUCCUCUUCACUACAAUUCACUUGACUCGUGACCUUGAAUUUGUGCACCUGUAUAGUUCACUAUUUUUAAUUUGAGAAACUUAAAUCUUCAGCUGAGUCAAUCAGGGGGAUGAAGAAACUCUCCUGACUGCACUACUGCUAUAAAGAGGCCAUUCAGAAAUAUUAACUUGGUGAAUUCAGAAUAAGCAGAUUUCAGCCUAGUGCUUGUAAAUAUUGCAUGGACUCCUAUCCUUUUUAACCCUUUUUUAUGAAUUUGAAAAAAGAUCUUGCAUUUCUGAUUACUAUUGAAAUCUUAAUAUGAAAGGCAUGAGAAAUGGGAUGUUCUUUGUACUUUAAGCAGACUGUUUUAUGUAUUUAAAAUCCUUUCAUUUAUUCUACACUAAAAUUGACUUAGAACUUCUACUGUUAGAGAAUAAAACAAGUUCCUUCUCUAAUUUAGAGGAAAUGCCUUCAACAACCAAAGAACUGCUUGUAACCAAAGGAUGGAAGUUAGACAACUUCAUAGUUUUUGUUUUUUAAAGGCUAGCCUUUUUUUGUUGCUUAGUUUUUUUCAUAUGCAUUUUAACAGAGAAUGUGAAAACUGGAAAGGAAAAACAAUUCAGUUAUUGCUUAUUUUGGGACUGUUUGAGAUAUACAUCAAAAUAUUUUAUUAAAUAAAUCCUUAAAAAAACGUGUCUUAUACUUCAUAACUUUUAACGAAAAGGCAACAUACACCUGUUAUCUUUUAGAAGGAUUUCUCGAAGUCAAGCUCAUGUCCUGUUUAGAAUAUAAAAUACCGCUCCAUUUGUAUGUGAGGGAUGCCCUUUUAGUACAAUUGGCUUCCUAAGAAUUGGUCCUCUUUAUAUUCCCCAUGCAGAAGUGUAUGGUGCUGUUCAGAAUUGUCCUGCAAUAUCUGACCUUUUUAAAUGAUUUAGGAAUAUUUUAUGAAAAUGUAAUUUAAGAUGCAGUAAUGUUAGUUCUAAAUUGAAUAAUUAAUCCUUGCUAGUAGUAGAUUGGAUUUGCACUCAAUUGCAAAUCAACUAAUUGCAGAAAUAAUUAAUCAACAGAACAGGCAGAGGUUUAUUCACAUGUUUCACCUGUGGAGCCUUUCGAUACAUUGUCCUUUCUUUUCAGCAUGGAAUAAACCUCUGCCUGUUCUUUCGCAGCCUAUGCAUGCCGAUGCAGCUAAAUAUUUGAACUUAUUACUGCAACUGCAUACAAGUGUACAGUAUUAUAAUACAAUAAUCCACUAGACCUGUUAAUUGCCACAUGGUGUGAUGAAUGAAUUCAAUAAAAUCAGAAAUGUAAUUGUCAAACAUGAUUUUAAAUUUUACAGUGCAGCUUUAUUGGGAUGUUCUAAUUACCAAUAAACUGUUGAAGUGUUAGAAUCUUCACCAGGCGGUAACAUUUGGACUCAUUUUAUUUUGAAAUCUGAUACAUAACUGUACAAGUCUGCAGGAAUCUUAAUCUGCCUUAAAUAAACCUUUACAAACCCAGUUACUGUAAUUUUUAGUGGGACUGUCAAAACUGUAUUGCCUAGGGUUAAUGUCAACACCAAAGGUCUCUAAAGAUGUACUGAAAAAUAUUUUCACUUUCAAAUCUCUAUAUAAAACACUAGGUGGCAAUGCUUCAUCUUAAAUGCAUUUCUAAGGUUUGCCAUACUUCCCUCCAUCAAUACUCAGUUGAAAAUAAAGAUUACAAAUGCA